Molecule: messenger RNA, 954 nt
Organism: Effrenium voratum
Lineage: Eukaryota; Dinophyceae; Suessiales; Symbiodiniaceae
Source: the annotation of a GenBank genome assembly
GCUGUCAAAUUAAAGGAUGGGCUGUUUGUUGGUGACGAACUUGCGGCCCAAGAUUUGGAGUUCGUCGUCGCCAACAAGGUGACACGAAUCAUCAAUUGUGCCGGGCGGCAGGUUCCAAAUCACUGGGAAAGCAUCGGGGUCGCGUACCUUACUUAUUAUUGGAUCGAUGCUGACAGCCAAGUCAUCCUCGAUCAGCGUGACGUUGUAGCUAAUGAAACCUUCAGCUUCGUUGAGCAGGCCUUGGAGGCCGCUGAAAGUGUGCUGAUCCAUUCUGUCCGUGGUCAGUCAAGAUCGUGCUGCAUCUUGGCAGCGUACAUGAUGAAGAAGUACUCCUGGGGACUUCGGAAAACUAUGGAGUUUCUAAGCUCUCGACGUCCAGAUUUGGAGCUCAAGCCUGCGUUUCUUCAGCAGCUCUUGGGCUUCGAGAGGCGCUUGAUGAGCCAAGCCAAAACAGUUUUCAGUGCGGACUGGAACGACGGCUGCAACACAAAUAGGUGGGAAUGCGAGGAGCUUUUGCUCCGCAACACCUACAUCAACAGCCAGAUGGGCCCGCUUGCAGAAAUACAGUUAGAGGCUCCCGGCCACCACAUGAAGUCACAAAGGCUUGUGUGGAUGGACGCCGGCAUGGAUGACAGGCUGCGCUUGGAGAAGCCACCAGGCGCAGACCGAAUCAACCUGCAGGCGUGCAAGCGCGACCAGCCGGGCGCUGAGCUUCAGCUGGUCUCACCGUUCCCAGUGCGACUGAAGGAACGGGCAGCCGGUGCUCACCUGCAUCCUGAAGCGGCGCUUGCCCAACGGUGCCCAGGACGGGUCCUGUGCCCUGGCGGGCAUAGUAGCCCAAAAACGCGGCACGGUGCAGGAGCAGAAGAACGGCUGGACUCAGCCACAGGCAGGGCGGAAUCGAGAGAGAGCGGAGCUUGCCUUUGCAAAAAGACCGCUUCGUCAAAUUCUUGA